CUCCUCACUCGCUCGAACCCUAGUCUAUGGCGUCGGCGACUCCGGCAGGCGGCGGCGAGGGCGUCCACGGCGGCGGUGAGAUGCCGUUCUGGCCUCCUAGCGGAACGGCUGGCGUCGACGGCGAUGGCGGCGACGACUCCAGCUCCGCGUACUCGACCGACGACGAGGAGGAGUCGAUGUUACUCAGCAUGGAGCAGCGGUUGCGGUUGGCGCAGCAGUGGGUGGCGAACCCUAGCAGCAGCCAUCAGUUGACGCAUGGACUUGGCGGCGUGCUUUUGGAUGAAGACAUUUGGCAAGUAAGGAUCCAUUUUGAUGCAAGAGAACCAUUGGAGAUGAAGCUGUGUGGUUCAGAUAUUACUUAUCUGAAUUUGGUUGCAGUGAUGGAAACCCAAGGAUUUAAUGCAUAUGAUUGGUUGUAUCACAUUGUAAAUCCAUCUUUAGGAGAGAAAGGGCUGGAUUUGGUAGACAGUCAUGCAGAAUUACAGAAGAUAAAGAGGAAGAUCCAGGACAAAUUGGUGCUUGAUUUGCUAGUCAGGGCUUGUCCACCCCCUGAUACUGAUUUUGAGUUGCAGCAAUGUGAAAUGCCAGAGUUGUCCACUGUGGUGUACCAAGAGCCUCAAGGAGUAGUUUUUGAGAGUCAAUGUAGCAACUCUAGCACACCUCAUCCUGCUGGUGUUUGCACACAAGAAAGCAAGAAUGCAACAGCCAAGUUGAAAGCAGUUUUGGAAGAAGAAGAAGAGGGAUAUCAAGGAUUUGAGGCAUAUGAGGACAGUGAUGCUAAUGCCUCUGAUGAGGAUGCUCAAAUUGGAAAUGACCAUCAUUACAUGGGUGAUGAUGAAGAUGUAGAGGUGGAAGAGGGAAAGAGACAGAGAGAGCUAGAAGUACAAGAGGAAGAAUCAGAUGAUGAGCAAUCAGAAGAGGAAGAAAUGCUGCAUUAUGAGGGUGACACUGAAGUUGAGGACCCAUUUGAGGUAGAGGAAGAUAGGACUUUUGAAGAAGAAGAAGAAGAAGAAACUAUAGUUGAAUCUGUGAAGAAGAAGCAGAAGCUACCAGUUAGAAGAGGACCAACAACUAGGUCACAUUGUAGUAAGCUACCAGAGGUUGAACCUGAUUUCAGACCAUCAUCAGAUGAAGAAGAGAAGGGGUUGUUGAGGGAGAGUGAUGAUGAUGGUUUUGAGCCAGUCUCUUUUGUCCUACCAAAGAAAAGGAAGAGUAGGGCAAAGAAAAGGCCUGCUAGAAAGUGGUGCAAUGAGAAAAUGGAGCAACCACAUGAGCAACUGUGUAUGAAGUUGUGUUUUAGGGAUCAGCAUCAAUUCAGAGAUGCUUUGUUGAAUUUGCACAUCACUCAGGCCAGGAAUUUGAAGUAUCACAGGAAUUCAGAUCAGAGGAUAAUUGUUGAGUGUCCAGAUAAACAAUGCCAGUUCUUUAUGGUGGCAGCAGUUAUAAAAGGGGAGAAAACCUUUGUAAUUAAGAAGAUGAGACUAGAGCACACUUACCCUAGUACCACUGAGACCACCAGGGUUAGUGCUAAGUGGCUAGCACAGAAAUAUGAGCAUCUCUUCAGAUCUGAUAUAACUACUGGUAUUCAGACAAUAAUUGAUGCAUGCAUGGAAAAAUAUGGUGUAGAUGUGCCCAAGUGCAUGGCAUAUAGGGCAAAGAACAUAGCUAUUGAAGCUGUCUUAGGAGAUCACAAGAAGCAAUAUCCUAGGCUUAAAGACUAUGCUCAGACUGUCAUGGACACAAACCCUGGGAGUAGAGUAAUAGUCACUACUGUUACUCCAGUACCAAAUGCAAAAAUACCCCACCCAGGCCCAAGAUUCCAUGCCAUGUUCUUUUGCCUGAAUGGAGCAAGGGAGGGGUUUCUCAAUGGGUGUAGGCCAUUCAUUGGUGUUGAUGGAUGCUUCAUUAAGCUCACUACAGGAGCUCAACUCCUUGUUGCCACUGGUAGAGAUGGCAACAACAACAUAUAUCCACUGGCAUUUGGCAUAGUUGGACAAGAGGACACACCUAGUUGGUGUUGGUUUAUACACCAACUGAAAAUUUGCCUAGGUGGAGAAGUGGGCAAGUUUGGACCUUAUACUAUAAUGUCAGAUAGACAAAAGGUAUGUGUUUGCACAUUUCAUUUUGUUUUGCACAAGUGUUAACAGUAGCUAAGAGUUUCAUUGGUGCAUAUUUAUUUACCUUGUAGCUUAGACUUGUUAAAUUGUUUGUGUCAGGGGUUAUUGAAUGCAGUGAAUGCUGUCUUUCCAAAUUGCAACCAAAGAUUCUGCCUUAGGCAUUUAUAUGCAAAAUUCCAAAAUGCUGGGUUUAGGGGUGAAGAUCUUAAGAAGUGCAUGGAUAAUGCUAGCUAUGCCUACAAUGAACACAAAUUUAAUAUUGCAAUGAAUGGUCUUAGAGCUGAAAGUGAGGAAGCUUGGGAGUGGCUUACUGCAAUACCAAAAAAAACAUGGGCAAGGCAUGCAUUUGACACAAACUGCAAGACUGACUUGGUAGUGAACAACUUGUCUGAGGUGUUCAACAAGUACAUUCUAGAUGUUAGGAGAAAACCUAUAAGGACAAUGUGUGAUGGGAUAAAAGAUAAGCAGAUGGUGAGGUGGCAUAGGAACAGAGAGAGUGUAAAGGCAGCAAGAUGGGAUGUAACACCUCAUUACAGUGAGAAGCUAGAGGUUGAGAAGGAGAGGGCCAGAUAUUGCAAGCCAAUACAGGCAGGGGUCAACUUAUGGCAAGUUACAAGUGGGCAGCAAACACAUGCUGUCAACCUGGAACUUGAGACUUGUGGAUGCAGGAAGUGGGACCUUAGUGGCAUACCUUGCAACCAUGCCAUCUCUGCAAUA
Messenger RNA from Aegilops tauschii subsp. strangulata, 2834 nucleotides. The record is from RefSeq and is a predicted model, not a curated record. Lineage: Eukaryota; Viridiplantae; Streptophyta; Magnoliopsida; Poales; Poaceae.